Molecule: messenger RNA, 3538 nt
Organism: Carcharodon carcharias (great white shark)
Lineage: Eukaryota; Metazoa; Chordata; Chondrichthyes; Lamniformes; Lamnidae
Gene: endouc
Product: endonuclease, polyU-specific C
Exons: 6
Coding region: 157-1176 (339 amino acids)
Molecular function (GO): RNA endonuclease activity
Source: RefSeq, a predicted model, not a curated record
GACAGCAUCUGUGGAGGAUUUUGUUUUUAUCCCUCUGUAAUUAGUUACUGACUUGUAAUUGAAAUCACCAGUGACUACACGUCUUUAAAAAACAAGUACCUUAUUGGCUAUAAACGUCUUGAGAUGUCCUGAGGCUGCUAGUGCAAGUCUCACGUCAUGUGGUAUCGGAACAAACUGGCUGUGUUUGUUUCUGCGUGGGACAGACCGAAGCCACGACUAGAACGAAAGGAAGUUCAUCCCCUCUCCCUCCAAACAAAAAGUGUUUUUUUAUAUCUUGCUGUGUUUUUUUUCUCCCCCUGCCCCCCACCCAGAAUGGUAAUGAACGAGGACCUUUCCAAGAUACUGAAUGAACUUUGGAAAGCAGACGAGAAUCGCCUUCUGCCUGGAAAAGACUAUCAGAUCUCUGUGCAGGGAAAAGCCUCUUAUGUCCCUGCUGGAAGUAACAAUGCAAGAGACAAUGCCCGCAGGCCACUGUUUUCCUACGUGAACGAGGAGCGUUUACGGACGAUUAAGUCCUUUGCUGCCUUCAUUGUCCUCUUGGACAAUUACGAAAUGUCGACUGGGAUUGCUGAGGUGGUGACUCCAGAAGAGAGGGCUGAAAACAGUUGCUUUCUCGAUGCGAUUCUUGAAACAAAAGUCAUGCAGUUAGCUCAUCAGUACCUUGCUGGUAAAAACCUCACAUCGGCUGAUCCGCAGGAGUUCAAGCAACAUCUCUACGACAUCUGGUUUCAGCUGUAUUCCAGAGGAGGAAACCGUGGGCGGGACUCUUCGGGGUUUGAACAUGUGUUUGUUGGAGAGACCAAACGCGGGAGAGAGAUCAUGGGGCUGCACAACUGGGUCCAAUUCUACCUGCAGGAGAAGCACGACCACAUUGAUUACAAAGGCUUUGUGGCCAGGAAGGACAAGACCAGGCCUGAUGAAGAUGAUCAUGUCUUGACCCUGCAGUUCAGCUGGAAGGAGAUGGUGAAGCCUGUGGGUAGCUCCUUUAUCGGAGUGAGCCCUGAGUUUGAGUUUGCUGUCUACACUAUCUGCUUCCUCCUGUCGCAGGCCAAGGUCUCGCGGGAGCUGGUGAUGGUGGAUGAGUACCACUUGCAGAUCAUCGUGUAUCGCCAUGGGAAGUACAUUGGAUCUUCCUACCCCAUCCUGCUCAGCAGCAACAACACGCCCCUGGAUUAAACCUGCGGCAGUCCCAGUAAACCACAGUGCUAUACGAAGUUUGCUCAAUCUCAGCAGAGUUUGCAUCCGUCCAGUAAGCAGGCUGUAGUUGAUGCUGGAAUGGUUUCGUAUGGUUAUGUGUGCUCAAAGCCUCUGUAUGUUGUGCACUAAAUUACCGCACGUUUUGCAAAGGUCUCCUGUUUGGAAAUCUCAAUCAAUUUGUUAUGAAAGCAGAAAAUGCUGGAAAAACUCAGCGUGUCUGGCAGCAUCUGUGGAGAGAGAAACAGAGGCCACGUUUCAGGUCCAGUGUGACUCUUACUUGGAACCGAGUGGUACCGGACUUGAAACGUUAACUCUGUUUCUCUCUCCACAGACGCUGCCAAACCUGCUGAGUUUUUCCAGCAUUUUCCGUUUUUAUUUCAGAUUUCCAGCAUCAGGAGUAUUUUGCUUUUAUAGAAUCGAUUUUUGUUGCUGUGUAUAAAAGACACCUCAGGGCCAGUCUCCAAGUGAAAAAUCCAACUGCCUUUUUAUUUGGGUUAAUGCUCGGCAUGGAAUUAAUUUCAAAAGUUACCUCUAUGUCCCAUGCCUCUGUAAAUCAACACAUUCCACACGAUGCCCUUUAAAUGGUGGGGCUGGUUUUUGAAUUUAAUAUGUUGAUUCAGGAUUUUAUUUUGCCAAUUUUUUUUAAUAUAAUAUAAUAAGUUCUGAAACUUCCAGAAACUACAAUAUAAUAUAGUAAGAUUAUCGUAGACUCUUAAGAUCUCUUAAUGAAGCAGAGCAUCACGCACCAAAUACUCGUCAUUAAAACCCUAAAAUGACAAGCCACCACGUUUUAAUAUCAGUUAGAAAACAAUCUCUUGCUAACCCUCUUGUCACCAGUUGGAUUAAAAAUGGUUAUUUCACUUCUAAGUGAAAUCAGUGCUUUUUUUUUGUAAUAAGACCCCUGACGCAGCAGUCUUAACAGUUUCAGAUCGAUCGAAUGUGGAAGUCUGGCACUAUUUGAAACUGGGAGAAAUGUGUUCUCUCCCCAUUCCGCCCUCGAGGGUUCGCCAAUGUGAAAAAGAGCCACAGCCAUUAGUUUGUGUUUCUAGCUGUUGACGUGCAUUUGCUUUUAGCUUCACGCACUUUAUCUGCUUUAACCCAUGAAGUAGUCAAUGAUUUAAGGGUUAGCCCUACUUUAAUGUUCUGCAUAUUCUCUGCUCCCUAGCCUGUGUACUAAUAUUAAUGACAUUAAUUGAAUUGACUAUGAAUUUUGAACUGUGGAAGUUUUAAAAACACACACUUUUUGAUAUUUCAGUCGGCCUUAAAAAAAAAGAAAAAAGAAUUUUUUGAGUUUUUUUUUAAUGUUUUUGGUCCAGAUGGAAAGCUUUUAUCUGAUCCUGUUUGGGCCUUUCUCAGUCUCCGAGGUGCGGGAAAGGUUCAAGGAACUUUUUCUGAUGGGGCUGUUCCCAGAGUUUAAGAUGGAGCUAGGGUGAGUGGGACUCUGAGGGAGUUCCCUUAGCGCUCAGAGGCAGGGAGGGUUUGACAUUAUUGGUCUGAUCAGACCUUUACCGCAACUUAGCACCCCAAGUGCCAAACCUCACAAGGAUCGCUGAGGUUUGAAUCGAUGUCUGAAGUUUAGUUUUGGAUGAUUUAAUGGAGACAAGGUGCUUAAAGGUGUUCAGGUUUACCUCAAACUGGGGGUUGUUCACACACCAGCCCAAAACUUGGGAUUUUUAAGAUGCUGAAACCUUUCCUCUGCACAAACCUCAGCAACUCUGCUGCUGUUGCAAUCCCAGGACACGCCGAUCCUCACGCCUGAACUACGUUUUUUUUUAAAAAGUCAAUAUUGGUAAAAGCGGCUGGAAAAUUUCUACUGCAGCUGUUUCAAAAAGCACUCCUCUUUUUAAACUGUUCUGAUUUUCAGUUUUAACCAAACGCUUCCUGCAGUGGUCGCAUGCUUUCCUUAUUUUCAGAUUUCAGUAUUUGAUUUUGAAAAAAACUUUACUCCUGUAAAGUUCAGUCUUUGUUUUCCUAGAAGAGAUGAUUUCACCCAAUAUUUGAUCCCACUCGAGCUCAUAGCACACCUGCUGUGUUUUUGUGUCAUGUGCCACUUGCACACGGGUGUUUAAUCUGAAAUGAGUUAACUCCUGAGUUACGUUAGGGAGUCCUGGGGACAAGUUUAAAUGUUGGUAAACAAUUCACUGAUUGAAAUUUCUAUCCUCUUGUUCCCAACCGUUUUUAUUGAUGCUGCUUAUUGACACUUAACCUUAACGUCUCAAAGCUCAACAGAACUAUGGGAUAUAUAUUUGACCAAAGUUUACUCUAUGCAAAUAUUAAAAGUUCAAUUUCUGCAAUGCAUGUUCACCUUUUUAUAAGCUUGAAAUAAAGUUUGCUACAAAUA